Glossina fuscipes is the source of this 2244-nucleotide messenger RNA. RefSeq names its product phosphopantothenate--cysteine ligase (gene Ppcs). Gene Ontology annotation, cellular component: nucleus; cytoplasm. Lineage: Eukaryota; Metazoa; Arthropoda; Insecta; Diptera; Glossinidae. The coding region runs from base 749 to 1723 and encodes 324 amino acids. Gene Ontology annotation, biological process: coenzyme A biosynthetic process. The record is from RefSeq and is a predicted model, not a curated record. Gene Ontology annotation, molecular function: phosphopantothenate--cysteine ligase activity. The transcript has 2 exons.
GUCAACUCUAAAUACGCGAAUGCGUUCAUCUCUUAAUUUAACGACUUGUGCUAUACAUAUUGCGAAAUUUUCUAACUCAUUUAAUAUAUGACCAAAUUUUUUCUUUGAAUUUUUUUAAUUUUUAAAAUGAAAAAAGAUUAAUUUAAUUGUUAAUUUCGAGCAAAAAACGCUCUAAAAAUAUUUCGCUUUUUUUGCUUUUUUGCUAAAGAGUUUCUUGCAGUAUAGCACGUGUUCUUAUUUUAUAUAAAAUGUUUGUAUUUUGUGUGUAAAAUAUAACAAAAAAAAAGAGGAAAAAAAACAAAAUGUGCGCAGUGCAUAGAUAAUGUGGAAAAUUUUUAUUUCUAAUAAGAGCUACGUUAAGCUCGAAAGGCAUUUUUAAAGUAAUCGAAAAUUUUUGAUAAGAAAUGCUGCUUAGCUACAAUUUCAUCAUUUAGUGAUUUUUGGCUUACAUUUAUUUCUCAUCGAUUUCGGCGAACGGAAAAAAAUUUGUUCAGCAAUUUACUUUUAUCAAAUAUGUUUCUAAGCUAAAUGACAAAAGAAAAAAAAAAAAAAGCGGAGAUACUAAAAUAAAUAAAGGACCUUCAAGCAAUAUAUGCAAAAGAGAGAAGUAUACCAUUGAGAGUGUCGGGGAGGGAGGUCAUCUGCAAACCACUUGUGACCCAUCUCCAAUCCGGUAUAUGGCAUCGCAAGGUUUCUUAUUCGCACCGAACAACUGACACAACUGUUCCCCAUAUAUUAAUUGAUCACGAUGACGCACUGGGAGGACUUUUAUAAUACGCAUCUACCACCAACGGAUUUCGAAGAUAAUCGUUCGCUAUUAAAGGAAUUUUGCGAACGACACAAUAAAUUAAAAAAUCGAAUUGUCCUUGUAACUUCAGGUGGUACAACAAUACCUUUGGAGCACAAUACUGUUCGCUUUGUGGAUAAUUUUAGCGCUGGUACACGCGGUUCCUCUUCCGCCGAGUAUUUUCUUGAUCACAACUAUGCUGUGAUUUUUAUGUAUCGUCAAAAAUCUCUUGAGCCAUUUACACGUCACUUUACUGGUCAACAAUUUUUUGAUAUGCUUGAUAUAACCGAUAAUGGCCAAAGCACCACAAUAACCGUGAAACCAGAUUCAGUUGAUGUGUUUGCACCAAUAUUGGCCAAAUAUAAGCAUGCACGUGAAUCCCAAAUGAUACUUUAUAUGAGCUUUACGAGUGUUGUGGAUUAUAUGUGGUUACUGAGAGCGACUUGCGAAUGUUUGACUGCGUUUGAGGAUCGAGCCGUGUUAUAUUUGGCGGCAGCCGUAUCAGAUUUUUACAUUCCGCAGGAUAAAAUGCCUACACAUAAAAUACAAUCCGGGGAAGGUCCUCCUACGAUAUCAUUACAAUUAGUACCAAAAAUGUUGGCACCUUUAGUCAACUUAUGGGUGCCACAUGCAUAUGUUGUUUCGUUUAAAUUAGAGACAGAUGAGAAUCUAUUGAUUGCGAAAGCCCGAGAUAGCUUAAGUAAAUAUAAACAUAAGUUAGUUAUUGCGAAUAUAUUGCAAACACGUAAACAUCGCGUAGUUUUCGUAACUCCAACGACAUCCUACGAAGUACAUUUAAGUCGAGAGCAGUCAUUGCAAGGCCUUGAAAUUGAGGAACCAAUCGUCGCCGAUGUAGUUCUCAAGCACAGCGAAUUUAUUAACAUUAACUUUAACACUGAUCAACGUCAGCGAGGCAGCGUCGUCGCAUCCAAGUAGAUUUUGUGCUGUGAUAAAAAAAAAAAUACCCGAAACAGUAAUGGGAUGCAGUAACUAAAUGCACAAAAAAAAUUCAUACGAAUUGUCUUUGGCAACUUACCAAUUAACUUAGCGACUUUCAAUACAAUAAGAAUAUUGAUAGAUCAACUGUCACGUCCGCAUAUAACAGGGCACUUUGCAACUCGACCGAAUUCAAGAUGAUGGGUAAUCGGAAGAUUCGCUUCAUACUGAAUAUAAUUUUUAAUAAAUUUUUGCUUAUUAAGAACAAUUAAGUACAAUAAAUCCGUGAUUAUUUCUUCAAUUUUUCUUUUAUAGAGAAUAUAAAAAGACAUUUCAGUUAUAUAUUUUUGGGAUAUGGUGUUAUAGACCUUCACAUUAAGGCCUUUGUAUUGUGAGACUUAUAUGCCUAACAUAUUGGUAGUUUAUAUAGCAUAUAAUAAGCGAUGUACGAUUAACGUUGCAAAGUUUGGUUAAUAAAGAUUAGUUUUAAGACAUAAAUCAAAAAAAAAAAAAAAAAAAAA